CUUGAUUGGCGUGUGUCCCGAGCUCACGUCACGGGAGUCCGGUGCUCGGCUCUGAAAUCUUUGGACAACUCUGGAUACGAGGUGAAGAGAGCCGGUGACUUUUAUUUUGUGACUUUAUAAAAUGUUUUAGUGUGUAUUCAGUCGCUGUAUCUUUGAUUUGGUUGACGGUAUUAAAGCCAGUCUAACCCUAACACCGGGGGGAAGCGACAGGUGCAUGUGGAUGGUGAUACAAUCUGGGACACGUUCGCUUCGCUACGGACGGAUUGAUAAUCCCAGCCUCCAAAUCUGAUCAACUCCUUCAUUUGAAGAAAGACAAGUGACUCUGACCCUGUGCGGCAUGUAAAUCCAGGUAAAUGGGUAAAAGCAGCGCCGUGUGGUGCCGUGCGUGUUCCCUGUGAGCACGCUCGGAGAAAGUUAUCCCAACUUAACCAGUGACUGCGACAAUGUCUGUCUUGAACAUUUGGACCUUCGUUUCUUGAAGAAAACAUUCAAGUGGUCGUUCGGCGAGACCUCUGCGCACGGAUUUCCAAGACCUUAUCGUCUGAACAAUAAGUGAUUUAAUGGAGAAGAAGAAGAACAAAGCCACCAAGUGGACCGGCUCCCCGGACGGUGGAGCCAAAGACAGAGUGGACAGUGUGGAUCCAUAUGGUUUUGCACGUUCAGAGGACUUUGAUUAUGAAUCUUACGAAGAACUGAUGUCAGAGUAUCUAGUCGUGCUCACCAGACGAUCCAUCAAGUGGUCCAAACUGCUGAAGGGCAAAAGCAAAGUGGAGAAGAAUUUGAAACUGAAGCGUUAUGUUCGUAAGGGGAUUCCCAACGAGCACCGGGCCCAGAUCUGGAUGACAGCCAGCGGAGCUCAAGAGCAGCUGGAGAAGAACCCAGAUUACUACCAGUCCCUGCUGCAGGCCCAGCACGACCCCAAACUGGUGGAGACCAUCUGCACAGACUUGAACAGAACAUUUCCAGACAAUGUCCAGUUCCACAAGACGUCCAGUCCAUGUCUGCAGAAAGCUCUGCACAAUGUGCUGCUUGCUUAUGGUCAUCACAAUCCUGCUGUGGGCUACUGCCAGGGAAUGAAUUUCAUCGCUGGGUAUCUACUUAUCAUCACUAAAGAUGAAGAGAAAUCCUUCUGGCUGAUGGAUGCGCUGCUGGGCAGGAUAUUACCAGACUACUACAGUCCAGCCAUGCUGGGGCUGAAGACGGACCAGGAAGUGUUGGGGGAGCUGGUGAAAGUUAAAGUCCCCACAGUUUGGCAGACCAUGGUGGAGCACAACGUCAUGUGGACCCUGGUGGUGUCCCGGUGGUUCAUCUGCCUCUACAUAGACAUCUUGCCUGUAGAGACAGUCCUGCGGAUUUGGGAUUGCCUGUUCUAUGAGGGAUCUAAAAUCCUGUUCCGUGUCGCUCUGACACUGAUCCACCACAACCAGGCGCUGAUCCAGCAGGCCCAGUCACUGCCAGAUGUCUGCCAGAACUUCAAGCAGAUCACACGCGGACCAUUUGUUGAUGAAUGUCACACUUUCAUGCAGAAAAUCUUCACUGAACCAGGAAGUCUGUCCAUGGCAACUAUUACUAAGCUCCGGGAAACGUGUCGUGCCCGGAUUAUCGCAGAGGAGUCUUGACCCCUGACUAACGACAUGUUGCUGAAACUCAUUACACAUUCCAGGGCUGUCUCCCAAUAGUCUGUCACCGUCUCCCAGCUCCUCAUUUACACCUUAUUUAGGGUGUUGAGGUUUAUAACAAUAACUUAAUAACUUGUUUAUAACUGACUUUGUUGUCAUAGUGUUCAGUCCAUUUAGUUGGCGUCUUAAACAUACAUUGAGAUAAUUGCACAGCCUAAGUGUAAAUAUAUUGCAUAUAUUAGUAUACACUUAGCAUUGUCUUUUGUAUGAUUUGAAGAUUCAUUUCAAAUUGACAUUUGGAUCAUAUGGGUUGUCUUAAGUGAAUACAUGUUUUCUUUUCUGUGAGCUUGCUAAAAUGCAUAAAUAUGCACUUUACUACUGGCAGUGAAAGACACUGCAGAGAUAGACUAAAUGUGUGUUGCACACUUGAGGCUCAGCCAAGAGGAUCCUACCUGUUGUUUUUCAUGUCAUUAUCUCAAGGGCAAUUGUUAUGACUAUUACAAAGAAUAAUAACAUAAAGGUAAUUAAGAUUAUUUUGUAUGUCUCGGGGCAAAAAGUAAUAAGCACUAGAUGGUGUAACUGCUGUCCUUUCAAAUGUGAAUCAUAUUUGUGACAAACUUUGAUUCCUUUAAACAUUUCAGAAUCUGAUAGUUCAGUCUGGAGGUUUUGUUCAGACAUUUGAUCUUGCAGCUGGGACUGGAGACACCAUGUGGCCGCUGCAGGAGCAGUGGCCGGUCCUCACUCGCGGCAUGGGAACGCUGUAGGUCCAUAUUUCACUUGUACAUUCAUGUGCACUAUGAAGAAAUGAUCCAAGCACAAUUAAAAGGGCUGCUUACUUUUUCUA
Myripristis murdjan (pinecone soldierfish) is the source of this 2463-nucleotide messenger RNA. It is a transcript of the gene grtp1a, whose product is annotated as growth hormone regulated TBC protein 1a. The transcript is spliced from 8 exons. The coding region runs from base 561 to 1619 and encodes 352 amino acids. The record is from RefSeq and is a predicted model, not a curated record. Lineage: Eukaryota; Metazoa; Chordata; Actinopteri; Holocentriformes; Holocentridae. Gene Ontology annotation, molecular function: small GTPase binding; GTPase activator activity. Gene Ontology annotation, biological process: regulation of GTPase activity.